CACCCUCACAUAUUUUCCACAUUAAACGCUUUAAAAUGUCUCAAUUUAACUAAUUAUCCUAUACCAUACGACCAAUGCAGCUUCAAAUUUAUGUCGGUGGGGGAUGUCAUAACGCGUGCGUUAUUCCAAAGCGGUGCCGGUCAGCACUGGAGCAGAGGCCGUAUCACGGUGUCUGAUCGGAGCCAGAUUCUUCUGGGGGGCGGUUUCUGGUGCAAAUAAAGCCGUACUCAUAAAGGUUGAGCGGAGCAAAGGAGGAGGCUGGACCUGCCCUGGGGCUGCCUUUGAGUGCUCGGUUGCGCAGACGGAGCAGAACGCCUCCUGGAGCUGGUCCGGAUGGGGCAGCUGCCAGUGCCUCCCGCUCGGUCAGUGUGUCUCUGCGUUUGCUGUGUGCGGUGCGCUGUGUAGCGCGCAUCUUAGGUACGCGCGGGGGAAUCGGACACAAACGAAACUGAUCCCCCGAAGACGCCGGGGCGCCUUGAGGGAUAUGCACGCUUUUGGAGUUUCCUCUUUAUUUCCCACAAUGCAGCUGUCCAGCCAGCUCGUCCUCCUCAUUACACUCCUGAUGAUUAGAGCGUGGACUGGUCUCUGCGUUCUGGACAUGCAGACCAACCAGGAGACCAUCAUGAAGAUCAGCUCGGCUGGAGCGUUGAUGCAGUGCUCCGCCGUGCUGGACCUCCUCUUCUUAAUGGACGGCUCUCACAGUGUGGGAAAGGGCAGCUUUGAGCGGUCCAAACACUUUGCUCUCACCGCUUGUGCAGGCUUGGACGUGGGCCCAGAUAAGGUGAGAGUGGGGGUCAUGCAGUACAGCUCAGCCCCCCGGCUGGAGGUGUCACUGGAUAGCCACCGUACCAGGGAGGGCGUGGUCAAGCACCUGAAGAAGAUUCCAUACAGGGGUGGCAGCACUCAGACGGGCCUGGCACUGAAGUACAUCCUACGGAAGGGCUUCCCUGGGGGACGUAAUGGCACCGCCCCUCGCGUGCUGGUCCUGCUGUCCGACGGCAGGUCCCAGGGCGACCCAGAGCCGUCGGCAGCCGAGCUGAAGCAGGCCGGAGUCACCAUCUUUGCCGUGGGGGUGCGCUAUCCCAGGUGGGAGGAGCUUGACGCCCUGGCCAGCAUCCCCGCUGAGCAGCAUGUCCUGUUUGCUGAGCAUGCCCAUGACGGGGUUAACGGCCUCUUCAGCGCUCUGUCUGCUGCCAACAUCUGCUCUGCCGUACCACCAGGGUGCUUGGUUCAGACCCAUCCCUGUGUGCUUAAAACCCUGGACACAGUCAAAGAGCUACAGGGGAGCUUCACAUGCUGGAAGGGAUCCAAGGGCUUCGCAGUCUCCACUGCUGUUUGCCCUUACUACAGGUGGAGCAGAGUUUACAGGAAACGCUGGAUGUCCUGCCACCGAGCUGUGUGCCCAGACCCCUGUGACUCCGCCCCCUGCCAGAAUGGGGGCACCUGUGUGUCUGAGGGGCCCCAACAGUACCGGUGUAAUUGCCCCCCAGGCUUUGGGGGUGACCCCACUUGUGCCCCAAGGUUCGUCCUCGACUGCAACGUGGACCUGCUCUUCCUGGUGGAGAACAGCGCCCCUCUGGGCAUGGAGGGCUUCCUGCGCUUCCAGUCCUUUCUGAAGCGCUUCAUCCAGGCUGUGCUGGGCUCCGACUCCCCCGUCAAUGUGGGCCUGGCGCAGUACAGCGACCGGGUGAUGAUGGUGGUGCCAGUGGGGAAGCCCAACAUGGGUGAACUCCUGCGGGCGGUGGAGCGGCUGCAGCCUGGCAACGGUCUGGCCCGCACAGGGGCAGCCCUCCGCCACGCAGCCCAGCACGGCUUCCCCAGCACGCCGGUGUUUGCCGAUGUGCGUGACGACUUGCCUCGCGUUGUGGUGCUGCUCACCGGCUCCCCGUCCUCUGACCCGGUGGAGGAGCCUGCCCGCUACGUUCGUGACAAUGAGGUCUUCCUCAUCGCCGUGGGCCCAGACACGCUGAGGGCACAGCUCACCAAUAUCACGGCGAACGCCCACCGCGUCAUCACCUACAGCUCCCCUGGUGGCCUGGAGGCCAAAGUGCCUGAGUUGCAGGCCAAGAUCUGCAGUGUGGACAGCCAAGGAUGCACGGAGCAGGCCUUGGACCUAAUCCUGGUUUUGGAUGCUUCUGAGGCUGUGGGCCGGGAGAACUUCGUGCAUCUCCAGGAGUUUGUGCGCAGUGUCUCUGUGCAGUUCGAUGUGAACCGCGACGUGGUCCAGAUCGCGCUGGUGACAUUCGGGCGCCGAUCGGUCACUGCCUUCCAGCUGGACAGCCAUGCGUCGGGCUCUGCUGUGCUGCGGGCCGUAGGCAAAGCCGCCUAUCAGGGCGGCCCGGCGUCCACGGGCAGCGCCCUGCUGCACGUCCGUGCCGAGCUGCUGAGUGUAGCCCGGGGUGCGCGGCCCGGCGUACCUAAGGCCGUGGUGCUGCUGACGGACGGCGCAGGUGCCGAAGACGCGGGUGUGCCCGCGCAGAAGAUCCGCGACGACGGCGUGUCUGUGUUCGUCGUUGGCAUCGGGGACAUGCAGAGCGACGGCUUGCUGCGCAUUGCUGCCUCCCAGGAUCAUGUGAUCUCUGUGCCAUUCUAUGAGGAGCUCAAGUACUACGAUGAAGUGUUGGUGCACAUGCUGUGUGCAGUUGCCCGACGGCCUGUGAAUCUGUGCAGGCCGAACCCGUGCAUGAAUGAUGGGAUCUGUGUCCUCCGUGGAAGCGGCUACCACUGCGAGUGCCAUGGCUGGGAGGGACUGCACUGCGAGAGCCGUGAGUACCCCCACCCGCGUGUCUGGGAUUGGGAGAGGCCGCACUGCGAGAGCCGUUCAAUGCGGCCCCCAAAACGCGGUGACCUCCCCCAUCCUGCAGGGCUCAGACGAUCCCAGAGGAAAAGGCACGUCCAGCGGCACGCUAGGAGGCGUAGUGCCUCGCAGGACUGAAGGCACCGAGCUGGAAGCACUCGCCAUCGCCCCGGGGGUCGCAACUCUGUCUUUCGUGACCAUUGGGACAGCUGUGCCCCUCCUCCAUCUACAUUUGCCCAUUACUCGCCUGCGCUGGGUGCUGAUUGGCUGCUUGGGGUCCACCUCCCGCCUCUCGCACCAGUGCUGUAUACUGUUACGUAUUUAUUCUGUGCUUAGCCACUGUAGCCUUCCUCUGUACACACAUUAAAGUUCCUUGUUUUCUAGA
Messenger RNA from Brienomyrus brachyistius, 3182 nucleotides. It is a transcript of the gene vwa2, whose product is annotated as von Willebrand factor A domain containing 2. Gene Ontology annotation, molecular function: calcium ion binding. The transcript is spliced from 14 exons. Bases 485 to 2935 code for a protein of 816 amino acids. The record is from RefSeq and is a predicted model, not a curated record. NCBI's taxonomy places the organism in Eukaryota, Metazoa, Chordata, Actinopteri, Osteoglossiformes, Mormyridae.